AAAACAGAGCAACCUCCUCAGAAACACACACACAAAGCUUCCUUUCACUUCGAUUUCAAGUACCAAUUGAAGAAAACAAAUUUCGAGGUCGGAGAUGGAAAGAGACUGCGGUAUCAACGUGGCGGAGAUGAAGCCCAAGAAACGUGCUGGACGACGUAUCUUCAAGGAGACACGUCACCCAAUCUACAGAGGCGUCCGGCGUAGGGACGGCGAAAAAUGGGUCUGCGAAGUCCGUGAACCGAUCAACCAGCGCAGAGUCUGGCUAGGAACUUAUCCCGUAGCGGAGAUGGCGGCGCGUGCUCACGACGUGGCCGUUCUUGCCUUACGCGGGAGAUCCGCGUGUUUGAAUUUCUCCGACUCCGCCUGGCGGUUGCCGGUGCCGGAAUCAACCGAUCCGGAUACGAUCAGGCGCACGGCGGCUGAGGCGGCGGAGAUGUUUAGGCCGCCGGAGUUUAGUACCGGAAUCACUGUUUUGCCCUCGUCCGGUGAGUUUGAUACGUCGGACGGAGGAGUCGCCGGAAUGAUGACGAGGCUCGCGGAGGAGCCGUUGAUGUCGCCGCCGAGAUCGUACAUUGAUAUGAAUACGACGAGUGUGUACGCUGAAGAAGAAAUGUGUUACGAAGAAUUGUCACUUUGGAGUUACUAAAAGAACAAAAAUACGUAUUUUUCGAUACGUAUAUAAUGUAAAAUGUAAUGUAUGUAUGUGUGGGGUAACUUAGAUUUUCCAGGGGGUUUAAGAUCUUCUGAGGGAGAUAGAAGGUUCUCUUGGUGUUGUGUUGUUUUUUUGUUUUUGUUUAUGUGUGAGGCAAGUCUUGUAAUGGUUUGCUUUGCUAUUUCGUAUAAUAUGCAAAAUAAAAUGGGCAUAAUGAUGGACUUAGAUAAUGAUAGGUCCAGCCUAUGUUGUAUGUAAGUUUAUUUUCUUAGUUCACCUAAAUUUCCUAGGGAUUAUUUACCUUAAUCUUAAUGUACUAUCAAAUUAGUAGUAUCAUGUAUCAUGUAUGUAA
Molecule: messenger RNA, 1004 nt
Organism: Camelina sativa (false flax)
Lineage: Eukaryota; Viridiplantae; Streptophyta; Magnoliopsida; Brassicales; Brassicaceae
Product: dehydration-responsive element-binding protein 1E
Biological process (GO): regulation of DNA-templated transcription
Molecular function (GO): DNA binding; DNA-binding transcription factor activity
Source: RefSeq, a predicted model, not a curated record